Lolium perenne is the source of this 1023-nucleotide messenger RNA. RefSeq names its product ubiquitin-like protein-NEDD8-like protein RUB3. Gene Ontology annotation, biological process: proteasome-mediated ubiquitin-dependent protein catabolic process. The record is from RefSeq and is a predicted model, not a curated record. Gene Ontology annotation, molecular function: polyubiquitin modification-dependent protein binding; ubiquitin binding; proteasome binding. Gene Ontology annotation, cellular component: cytosol; nucleoplasm. NCBI's taxonomy places the organism in Eukaryota, Viridiplantae, Streptophyta, Magnoliopsida, Poales, Poaceae.
UAUUGUUAUAUUGUGUGCAUAAAUGCCCAUACAUUACCACACACCCGUCCCGGUGGCACCCCGGGUUCGAUGGAGGUGACGUUCGAGACGACGCAGGGUCGCCGGUUCACCGUCGAGAUUUGGUAUUUCUCCACCGUGAGGACGAUCAAGGAGCUCAUCCUGAAGCAGGAGGACAUCCCCGUGGAGUCGCAGAGGCUCUUCUUCCAGGGGAAAGAGCUCCAUGACGACCACGACACGGAGCACUACUCCAUUCUCGAGGGCUCCCACGUCCUCAUCGUCCUGCCAGACGACGCUCCCGCCGCCGCCGCCGCCGCCGUCGUCCACAUCGUCGCAUCUGCGCCAUCGCUCGGCCGCAGCGUCGCCCUCGACCUGGAUGCAUCCUGCAUCGUCGCCCGGCUCAAGGAGGCGCUCCAGGAGCGCACGGACGGCGCGCUGCCCGCCGCCAGGCUGAGCGUGUUCUACGGCAAGGCGGAGAUGGAGGACGACAAGGCAUUAGCGGAGUUCGAACCGCCGGCCCAAGGGAUGGAGGUGCGCGUCGUCGUGCGCCAGCCGCCGUCGCCGCCGGUGUGCAGUAACGGGGGCGCCAAGACUAACAGUAGUAAGCAGCAGCAGCGGAUGUCGGUGGAGGUGAAGUGGGGCGCCACGACGGCGACGCUGGAGGUGAGCGAUAUGGACGCCGUCAAGGAGCUGCGGGCGAAGCUCGGCAGCGCGACGCCGCGCCUCCUCCUGCCCAACGACGGCGGGUACUUCUUCAUCUACAAGCAGAACGUCAUGGAGGAGGACCGCACGCUGCGCUGGCACGACGUGAAGAGCGGAGACACCAUCGAGAUCUUCAACGGCAGGGUCACCUGAGGCGUUUGAUCGGCAGAUGCAUAACUCCUCAUUGCUUGGUGCCAUCAGGUUUAAUAUGUCUGCAUUCAGUCGUAGCCCGACAUUUUGCUCUGUACUUUGCAUGGUGUAGCCUACAUAAUAUUUAGAAAAAAAAAUCCGUGUAUGUUGGUGCAAUUUUUAAGUUAAGAAAAA